This is a messenger RNA of Xyrichtys novacula (pearly razorfish), 4619 nucleotides long. NCBI's taxonomy places the organism in Eukaryota, Metazoa, Chordata, Actinopteri, Labriformes, Labridae. The record is from the annotation of a GenBank genome assembly.
AAACUGUGAUUGGCUAAGCAGCACGUCUGUCAUGAACGUCUGAUUGGAGUGAAGAAAGAUCAAGUCAGCUCGCUCAAACUGCAGCUUUAGAGAGUAAACUUCAGCCACAGAAAAAUAAGGAAACUGAGGUCAGGUCUGUUUCUGCAGCAGGAUGGGCUCCAGCAGCUCCAACAUGAACCACAUCCCAAAUGCUCAGGAGCUCAUGCAGGAAACCGGCUGUGAGUUUCAUUUUUUAUUCAUUUUGCUGCUUGUUACUCAAAAAAGGGGGAAAGAAUAGAAAAUGUAGGAGUUUUCAGCUGUUUUGAAUCUGACUGGAAUUAAUUCUAAAACUUCCAGACGCAAACAAGAGUUCAGGAGAAAGAUUAACCGUUCCCGGAGUAAAAUCAACAUCCUGAAACACCUGCACAGAGUCAGGACUGUACCACUAAGACUUUUUUUAAUGCUUUUUCAGCUGUGACUAACAUGUUUGACUUUUUAAAAGCCAUUAGGAUGAAACCUUUUAAAAGAAACAUUAUCGCACAUCGUAAAGACAAGAUGUUGUGGUCAGAAAAGAUUGUCCACAGGGGGCGCUCUAAUCCAAAUAAACCAAAACUUCCUUACAAGAGCUUUAAAAUCAUUUUAGAUAAAUGUUCAAAAAGUCUUAACAAACUCUUUUUUGACUUUGCCGUGUUUUAGCUGCUUUAUUUUUUUGUUUUUACUGCCCCUGAUUUGUCUCUUUAUUUAUCAUUAAAACGAUUUUAAAGUUGAAAAUAAAGGCUGUUUGGUCCCCUGUGCACCAUCACAAACAAAAGUACAGACGUGCUGUUGUGGCUCUGAGAGUUUCUGUUCUGAAGGACAGUAACAGUCUUAAAGAGGCACAUAGGGGAUUUCUCUGCAGCAAGUCAAAACAGACAAAAAUAAAGAAUUUCCCUGAGUUUGAUGGCUCUUAACUGAAUUCAGACCUGAUCCUGCAAAAUUAGAUCAAAUGGGAGAAACUUAAAGGAAAUUUGUUGUAUGUUGUGAGACUCAGUUACAGCUAUGUUGAAUGAAGAUGUGUGAAUAUUGUGGAAAACAGUCAGUGCACACCUAGAAGAGUCUGUCAAAGAGAUUGAUUUGUUUCAAGAAAAAUAAACUUAACUGAAUUUUAACUCUGCAUCUCUAAUCUGCUCUGAGAAGCCUCGGUCUGAGCUCUCUGAUAGCAGCACAGUGAGCCGUUUUAAACUCAUCAGCGUCAUGUCAUCUGUACUUUAUCUCUGUUUAGUUGAGUGUGCAGGAAACACCCUGAACUCUCCUCACUGAUGCACUGCAGUUAUGCUCAACACUUAAGCAAGUUCAUCCUUCUGUUUGUGUCGAUGAAAGUGAGAAAUUAAUUAAAAAUUCCUGAUGCUUGAAAAUGUGAAACCAACUUUUUUUCUGCUACAGCUGUUCUGUGCAUGUGCAAAAGUUAAAGCUUUUCAAUUUUGUUUCUUUUUUUUGUCUCUUCUCUGCACACACGAUGUGAACAGCUGAGGAAUUUGACUUUUCUUCAGUUUAAAUCAAAGGAGAGAGUCAAGAUGUAAUGUGACUGACCAGACUGAUCAACUUCAGGGGGAGAGAAAUGUGUUGAUGCUGUUUUUGUGGUCCCCAGGGAGGGCUGGGGACUGACUGGUUUAGUGUAAGCAGUCUGUAAUUAAGGAAAUGCUCUCUGUGUGUUUCAGUCUCUGCUGCUCACCUCCUUCGUCUAUAUGAGAGGUUUGAGUUUUUGGACAGGGACGGGAAGGGAGAGCUCAGGUUAGUGCUUUGAAAAACUGUGAUAUAAACUGUGAAAAUUACCUGAGGAAUGAUGUUCAAUUCUCUCUCUCUCUCCCUUAGCCCUGAUGAUUUUGAGGCUGUUCGAGAGUUGGCCUUGAACCCCAUUGGAGGCAGAAUUAUCGAGGCUUUCUUCCCUCAGGGGUGCAGCAACUUUUUAAUCCUAAAUUUAAUUCUUUACCUAUCACAUCUGAUGUGAUGAUGUUGGUUAUGGAGAACUGUAUGUUAUUUCUGUUUUCGUUGUUAAUUAACUAAAACGUUGGACUGUCCAGAUUAAAACCAAAGGAGGAGUAAAUGACUCCAGUGGAUAAAGACAGUCAGUUUCAGAAACUUUCACAUGUUCAGACAUACCUGGACUUCAUGACAGCCGCAGUAAAUCAGAGCUGCUCGUUGUUUAUCAUGUGUUUGUUAAGAAAACUGAAGUCUUUCCUUCCUCUCUUUCCUCAGACAGGAAACGGUGGACUUUGCCUCCUUUGUCCGGGUUCUGGCACAUUUCCGUCCUAACGACCCAAACCGGAAAGACGGAGCGCAGCAGGACCAGGCCAACAGCAGAACCAGGAAACUUAAAUGCAAGUCCAGAUAAUUUCUUUUAGCUUUAACUUUUGAAGAGCUGUUUUGACCGCUGACCUGUUGAUGACUGGACCUCUGUGUGUGUUCAGUUGCCUUCCAGCUGUAUGAUCAGGACAGAGAUGGAAAAAUCUCCAGAAAUGAACUUCUCCAGGUCUGUGGCUGCAAAACACGUCACUUUGAACAACACAAACAACCUUCAAACAAAACCUCUUCAAUGCUGACCAGUUUAAUCUGCUCAUUUAUCUGACAGAGCUGAGAGCAACCACACUACAUUACCCAGAGGCCUUCAGGGCAAGAAGAUGUUUGUAACUUACAGCUUUGUUUAUAAACCACUGGCUGUAUAUGGAACUCAUGUUCCUCUUCUCCCACUGUACAAAAGGAGGCCAAAAUACCAUCAUGAUAAAUACUGAUGUGUCACCAUGCCGAUCUUGCUGCAUAGAAGUUUAACACAUGUUGGUGAAAAGAAGCGGAACCAUGAUGAAUUAAUUGGUUUAUGUCGAGGGCUGUUAGAGAUACACUGACACCUGAAAACUUUGGCUGAUACUUUAGGUAUUUGCACAACAAAAUAUAAUAAGUCAACUUAAAACUUGUUGGUGUAAGCAUCUUACAAGAGGCUCAUUAACUCCCCAUUAAUGCUUAUUACAAGCAAAACAAGUUUUGUUCCUUUUAAGGCACACUAGACUUUAAACUUAUCCUAACAUUUCUAGCUUUACACUUAUCUUUUAUCUUUUCUGGUCUAUUGGAUUCUUGCUUUAUUUUUGUUUUAAAAUCCUAAAAUGAAAUAAAACUAAUGCCAACAAAGCAACAACAAAAAAAAAAGUUACCCGCAAGGUCUUGAUUUUGACAUAAACCCAGUCAACUUUUACACCACUUUUAAAAAUAAAAACUGGACACAUACUGUUCUUACAAAACCUGGUGACUACUCAUAUUUGUCACUAAAUGAUUAAGAGUGAUAAAAAUGGCUUUUAAAUACAAAAUAAUCUGGCUUUAAUAUCCUGAAGAACUACUCUCCUCAGACAAUGUCCCAGAAAUAACAGCACUUUGGGGAAAUAGAUCUGUGUGUCAUCUGCAUAGAGGUGUAACAGUGAUGGUUUCAGCUUUAUCUGUGACUGUGAAGAGGAGAGUAAGACAGAAAGAAGCAGCAGAGCCAAGAUAGAACAUUAAACACAAAGCAAGAUCAGACGUAUUAGACACGGCAAGACAGGUGAUUCAUGAUUGGCUGGUACUCGUCAGGUGCUGAGGGCGAUGCUGGGGAUUCAGGUGACAGAGGAGCAGCUGCAGAGCAUUGCUGAGCGAGCAAUUCAAGAGGCCGACCUGGAUCGUGAUGGCGCCAUCUCAUUCGAUGAGUUUAAAAAGGUAAGAGGGUCAUGAACCAAAAUGAGCAGAAAUAGUGAUACAAAAAAAAAAAAAAAAAAGACAAGAUAUCUAUUUUCUGAAAUGUAGUUAGAGUGAACGAGCAGAUAGUGCUGAGGAAAGUGGAUGUGUUCUGUGAGAAUUAAAAAGCUUUUAAAAAUGAAACCAACUUUUGUGUGUUUUGAUAAUGAUGUUAUGAUCAGUUUAAAAGCUUUUAUUUCUUUUCAGUCCCUGGAGAAAGUGAACAUCGAUCACAAAAUGAGUGUCCGUUUCCUGAAAUAAAGACGCCAGGUGAUAAGACUUUAGGAUUUACUUGCUGUGCAAGAGACACAGAUGGAGACAGGGUGCUUCCUCACCUGUCCCUCAGUGGCUCUGAUUCUGGUGAUGAAAUGAUUGUUUGUUGGAUUUCUGACUUGGGUCUUUUCAUGUUCUCGCUAUAGAAGCAUGAUUGUCUUCAUGGGAUUUUGUCACAGCCUCCUUUUCCCAAGUGUGAAAAAGUCCCAAAUGAAAAUAGGACAGCAUUUGUAUCACAGGGACAAGACUUAUGGAGGUUCAGCACACUGGUUAGAGGUUUUGCAGACGUUUAAUUUCAGGGACUUUGUGUUUAUUCAGAUGGUGAAACCUUUAGUUUUUCCCUUUACAAUGCUUUAGAAAACCCACAGUUAUUUCAGGUCAAACUAAGAUGAAGGACAGCACUAUUUGUUUUACAUCAUCAGUAAGAUUUAGCUUUAAGUGUUACAGAGAAAGUUACUCUGCAGAGUCCAGUACUACAGUAAGGAGGCAAGACUAUCAAGAGCUACAAACUAAAUGGGAGAAUUUCAUGUUAAACUUGUAAGUGAUUGUGAACCCCAAAAAGAAAAUGUGUAGUUAUAAUAGUAAAAGGCUUUUUAGUUUCUCUUCUUACACCUGAAUAAAAAUCUUAAACACAC